Molecule: messenger RNA, 4926 nt
Organism: Thrips palmi
Lineage: Eukaryota; Metazoa; Arthropoda; Insecta; Thysanoptera; Thripidae
Exons: 7
Coding region: 298-1839 (513 amino acids)
Biological process (GO): SCF-dependent proteasomal ubiquitin-dependent protein catabolic process
Cellular component (GO): SCF ubiquitin ligase complex
Molecular function (GO): protein binding
Source: RefSeq, a predicted model, not a curated record
AAUUUUGAUAAAAGAUUAGUGAUCUACUGGGCCUUUCCUUGAGCUAGAGUUCUUACGACGCAAACAUGGGGAACUGAAACAUGGAUUUUCAGCUUUCACUUGGAACUAUACUCUUCCUUCAAAGCCUUUAUAAACAACAUCAAUAAACUUGAUUCUGUCGCUGUUGUUGUUUUGUUAUCAUAUGGAAUAAAUCAGGUUGGCUGUCAGGCAGGCCGAGGUAACAAAGUUGCUAUAUGUACCUAUGUACCCCUAAGCGAAACUCAUAUUGGAUCAGCAAACUUCGGUUUCCUCUCAAGGAUGAAGGAGGGAUCAGCAGAUUCUGUUGAAUCAGUAGAUUCUGAGGAGUCCAAAGGCUUAAACUUGUCUGACUCUGCUCCUAGCCCGUCUUCAAACUCUGAUGACAUGCGUGGCUUAAAGCGGAGCUGUGCCUCAGAUGAUGAAGAUCCAAGACCUUUGAAAGUUGCAAGAAUAUCCAGCCCAACUGAUAGCACUUCUCCAUCUGGUGGACCAGAGGACGAUGAAGUCUGCAGAACUUCAAGUAAAACUUCUGCAAGUUUUCAUCCAGAGCCUGUGCCAGGGUGUUCCAAAGAUUACAUCCCAUAUUUAUAUGGAUUCGAAGUUUCUCGUAAUGAUCUUGAGCAAAGUGAAACGUGUGCAGCAGACAAACAGGCAAACAAUCAGGAUGCAGACGAUGAAUCUUCUGCUCCAGUUGAGCUUAUGAACCUCUCUGAUGAUGUUUUGCUUAUUAUUAUGUCUAAUCUCAAACCUUCAGAUUUAUUGAAUCUCAGCUCAUGCUGUCAACGUCUGAACCGAGUUGUUAGUGACUGGAGCUUAUGGAUUGAAGUAGAUUUCAGGCCUCACUGCCUGCUUGAAAGGCAGCUGGAGCGUUUUUUGCCCUUUUUAAGCAAUACAACAGAAAGAAUAGCAACUAGAGGAUUCGUUGCAAGCAAGCCUCAGCCACGAUGGAGAACAGAAUGCUUAUCUGGCGAGCUUCUUUCUUCGUUUGCCUCUGAGUGCCCUGAGCUUCGCUCGUUUGUUGCAGAAGAACACUGUAUUGAUGCUAAGAAGGUGAAAAUUUCGGCUUUUCCUCCAUCAAUUGAACAUCUGUCACUGAAAGGUUGUGAAAUUGUGAACCCACCAACAGAUUCAUCUUACUUCAACAGUAUCAUAAGCCAUUUGCCACAUUUGAAGAUUCUGGAGCUCUCAGACUGCACAUGGCUUCCUUCUCAUUCUAUAAUGGCACUUAGUAAGCUUCCAUACUUAGAGGAGCUCCAUUUGGAUGGCUGCUAUUUAAUCAGAGACUGUAUUGCAUAUGCGAGCUUGGCAUUCAACUAUGGAUUUCAGAAACUGAAGGUUUUAGACUUACGAAGAACUGGAGUUUCUGAUAGUGAAUUAUCUUGUCUGAAUCGUUUCAAUCGCCUCACUCACCUUUAUCUAGAGUAUCCCAACAGUAAUGGUAUUAGCAAUGAAAAUGGUGAACCUGGAGGGCCACGAGCAUGUCAUCUCCCCGGGAUCAUCAGCGACUUGGGAUUGAGGUCUCUUGUCAUAUCAGAUAAACCUCAUGUCCUUUUCAAUAAUGCUCAGUUUGGCAUUAUCAGUGAUGAAAUACACGUCAUGGCUCCUGUGAAAGACAGGGUGUCUCUGUGCAAACUCCAUACCCUAGUUGCAAGAAAUUUCAACCUUGUAACUGACUCUACCCUUAAUGAACUUCACUUUGCUCAGAGUUUGCGCUACCUAGACCUUAAAGGAACUCAAAUUACUCACCAUGGUGCUGAAAUGUUCAGAUCUUCCCGGCCAGAUGUCACACUCAUCACAAGUUAUGAUGAUGACCUGACAUAAAGUUAUUGUGAUAUUGACUUAAGUGAAAUCAUGCGGUGUGUAAAAUUUUUGAAUUAUAUAUUAUCAAAUGUUGCAGUACAGUGUCAUCAUUUUGGCUGUUACUUCUACAUUGACGUACAUGAGCAUGUGUGAUUAUGUGUCUGUCUGUCUAUGUGUAUAUACUUAUGUUUUUAUAUACUCACAGAACAGACAUUUUUUUUUAAAUGGCUUGUAGAUACCUUUAUUCAUAUGUUGUUAUGUUUUACUUAUUUCUCUUGAAAUUUUCUUAAUAUUUUGUGUUGCUUUGGACAUAUGUUUCUGUCACAGAACUGUUCUAUUAUUCUUCUUGUCUAUGCAUUCUAUAUGAUGAGUUGCAAAUUUGUUCUGAUCCUUGUUGCACAAAAACUAGAGGCCCAUUCGUAUAUUUUCCUAGGUAAAUCUCUUGCAACUUGAAUUAAUUUAUUUGAUGUGUUUCAUGCUACCUUAUCUUUUCAAAUCAUAUAAUGUUUUAUUUGAGAACUGCCCUUAAAAUUUUCUUUCAUCAAUGAAGAUCUUGGAACUUGUUAAUGUAGAGAAUAUUUUAUGGUGAAGACUGCUUGUUGAAAGUGCAGAUUCUAGACAAAUUGUGAGAUUGGUCUGUUAUUAGUAGUGAUACUGCUGUAUGCUACAACAUUCUUCUCCUGAUUUAUUUUGUGAAACUGGAUAGACAUAUAACAGGGUAGAUUAUGUAUUGUGAAACUUUCUGACACAUUACAGAUAGAAAAUUAUGGUGUAUGAAGUGUUGACUUAUCAUAAUUUCUGGAGUGCUGUAUGAUGUGAUGGGUGACCGUGGUGAUAGAGGAGCUAAACAUCAAAACUUCCUAUUGUUUGGCUUUAAUUUACGUUGCCGUUUAUCAACAAAACCUUGUUCCCCCCCGGCCCUUAAAUAUUUUCAAUAACUGUGGAAUAAACGAACUCAACUCAUUUUCAAAUUAGGGUCUGCAAAUGAAAGAAGUGCUUGUGAUAGCAACACAACUUUGUUAUUGUUAGAAAUUUGCAAGGGCUUUGCGCCUGUUGUAGCGAAGUGAUUACCGUAUAUGAUUGUCAAAGUAGCAAUACCUCUUAUCUGUAACAGUUCUGUGAUGUAAUUUUUGUUUCUUCGAUCAGGUAUGCAUUUGCACAAUGCAUAAAUUGUAUUGUUUUUUUGGUUGUUUUUUUUCUCUUUGUGAAAGUACAUUUGAAAUUUCUUUCCUAAUUUAUUAUAUUUUCAAAAUGAAUAUAAAAUCUGUAAUUUAUUUUUGAGUCAGUGGUAUUUAUAGCUGAUUGGUUUGGGAUGAAAGGAUGGUAGGAAUGUAGCAUAUUUUAUAAGUUCACUUUGGUGAAUUGUGCUUGAUAAUGUAGUGCUUUAAAGUGUGGGAUAGGUAUGAUUGAUCGGUUUGUAAGUUGUGCCCCUAAUCGCACUAAAAUAGGAAAGACAAAAACAGUACCUAUAAAAAGAUUUUAUUACAUUGUUUUUUGACUUUUUUAGAUCAUCAGUUUGACAUGUUUUUUGUUUUGUUUUUGUUUUUAUGUCACAACUGCUUUUAGAAACUGGUUCUUAAGGCAGCUAGUAAUUUUGAACUUGUUAACUUGGCUCUCUCCCCUCCUCUGUUUUUCUCUGCUGACUUUUUUUUUCUUCUUUCUUCUAAUCUAUGUUUGAUGAUCAGUUUGGCAUAAUGUCCAGAUGGAUUGGUCAUCAUAAUGAGUCGUUUAUAUGGAUGUACCUAGUGUGGGCCUGAUGACAAUGAAUUUGCAGCGCCGCAUGGAGUACUCUAUGAAGUGUUUCUGUUCUCACUGCCAAGUUGGAGAAAAAGCUGGUUGGUAGGUAUAAUGUACAGGUAUAAAGUAACUUAUAUUGCAAAUGUUAUUGGAACUGUUUUUCUCCUUGUAAAAUCAAGGAGAAUAUCCAAUUUAAGCUUGAUUUUUUUACAUCCAAUUUUUGACUCUGCCAGUUUGUACAAAGAGUGAGGAAACUUAUGGCUGACUGAAGGCCAGUCGGCAUUUGACAGGGUUUAUUAAUCUAUACCCAUCACAGUUCAAUUUCUUUGUGUAUUAGUGCACAUAAAAAUUUCAUUUUAAUUGUAAUACAACAAAACUGGUGAUUUUUGUAAGCAAUAUUAUGUGUACGACUAUGUAAGAACAUGCACACCAUGUAGGACAGUUUUUAGAGUGUAAGAUAUAACAAGUAACAUUAAUCAGCAUUACCAUUUUCUUGAAAAGUUGUUAUGAGGUGUUGUAUUAAAUAUGUUUUUCCUAUCAAUUUUAUUACUGUAAAAUCCUAUUAAAUUGCCUGUUAUUUUAAAGUGAGGCAUUUUAAAAACACAUAAACCACAUCAUUUAUGGAAGCCACCCUUUAAAAGCGAUGUGCUUUUGUCAUGUACUUUAGUUUAUUCUUGUAGGCAGAACCUAUUUUCAUGACAUGAAUGGUGUACGGGAGGUGUGAGGGUGAGGCUUUAAGUGAUGAAAUUCAUGGCACCAAUAUUGCAUGUGUCAUAUUGUAAGUAAGUAGCUUGCUUGUAUCCUCGCUGCUUUGACGCAAGUUUACAAUUGCUUUCAUUUGUGAGCGUAGAAAGGUCAUUGUUGUACAGUUUGGAAAGGGUAACAAAGUGCGAUUUAAUUGCUCAAAAAAAAAAAAAACAAUUACCAUGUGUUGCGUGAAUGUCUGCAAUUGUAAUCAAAUAUCACCUCCACACAAUUCAUACAAAUCAUCCACUAUGCCUUUCCAUUCAUCUGAAAGCAAAAGCCAUUUCUGCUGUGGUGUUAUCUCAGUUGAAUCUUUUCCAUUUCUCUUGCUGCAACAUGCAGACCAAUCCUGAUUUCUGAUUCUGUAUUUGCAGAAUUUCCAAACAUGAUUCUGUAAGGUUGUGAUUGUCUAUUGAGUUAGUUAACACUUAACUUUAAUUUGUAUGCUUGCCUAUUACUAGAGUGUGACAUAAUCAGAUAACCAGUGUAGCUUAUAGUUUUAGUUUAAGACCAAACUGUAUCGAACUCAGAAUUUUUUCUGCCUGGCCAUGUAUUUCAAUGGUAACAAUUAAAUGCAGAUUACUCGGUAUUUUCUCCAAUCUGGGCAAUAAUAAAAUAUUACAAUUC